Messenger RNA from Labeo rohita (rohu), 783 nucleotides. RefSeq lists its product as uncharacterized. The record is from RefSeq and is a predicted model, not a curated record. The transcript has 4 exons. Bases 37 to 783 code for a protein of 248 amino acids. NCBI's taxonomy places the organism in Eukaryota, Metazoa, Chordata, Actinopteri, Cypriniformes, Cyprinidae.
UUCUUUAAUGUACUCAGAGUAGCCUGGUUUUUACACAUGCAAGGUCUGUGUGGUGUUUAUACGGACAAAGUGUCAGUGUCGGUGAUGGAGGGAGAUUCAGUCACUCUGCACACUAAGGUUGAAACGAAGCACCAAGAGAGUAUUAAAUGGUAUCUCAGCGGCUCUCGCAUCGCUCAAAUCGAUGGAGAUCUCAGUUUUAUCUGUACAGACGUUCAGUGUAGUGAAGGAACUGAGAGAUUCAGAGACAGACUAAAGCUGGACAGUCAGACUGGAUCUCUGACCAUCACAAACAUCACAAACACAGACUCUGGGGAAUAUAAGCUAAAAAUCAUCAGCAGCAGUGACAGUGAAAGGAUCUUCAGUGUUUCUGUCAAUGAUGCUCCUGCUGCUGAUCUAUAUGAAAUGAAAGAGGGAGAGUCUGUCGCUUUAGACGUUGGUGUAAUAAAACACCCGAAUGAUGUGAUGACGUGGUAUUUUAAUGACACUCUCAUCGCUGAAAUCACUGGAGAUCAGCGUAAAAUCUGUACAGAUGAUCGGCGUUAUAAGAGAUUCGGAGACAGAUUGAAGGUGGAUCAUCAGACUGGAUCUCUGACCAUCACGAAUAUCAAAAUCACAGAUUCUGGAGAAUAUAAACUUAAGAUCAACAGCAGCAGCAGCACAUUCAGUAUCACCAGAGUGAAGAGAUUUAGUAUUUCUAUCACUUCUCUUCCAGAUUCAGGUCUGUCUUCAGCUGCUGUUGCAGGAGUAGUUGUUGCUGCUCUUCUUUGCUGGUUGCUGCUGUAG